AUGCCCGGAGCUCACGAGCUCCUUGAUGUAUCGUCUGGAUGCCGUGGCUAUCGGCAAGAUGAGACAGUUGCAGUCACUGUCUCUGCAGACAAUGUGAGACAAAUGGUGGACACCAACAGGCCUCGCUUUCUACAAUCCGCGAUGCGCUGUGCGGGCCCGGCUCCUCAAGCUCAUGGGCACUGUGAUGACGUGACGGUCAGGGCUGCUCUGCACUGCAAGGCGCCAGACUUCAGCAGAGGCUUUGCAGAUUUGUUGCCUUACGCCCAACGCAUCCUGCACCCGCUGAUCCACAACUGCGGGCACCAGCAAGAUGUGCUGGUCCUGGGUCUUGGAGGUGGUGCAAUCCCAACUUAUUUGAAAGAAUCCUGCCCCGGUACGCAUGUAUUGGCAGUGGACAACAACACGGACGUUGUCCGAGCAGCGCGGGACUUCUUCGCAUACAGAGGUGAGGCUCUGGUGCAAGACUUGCACCACGCUCUUGCUGACCUUUCACACAAGCGGCCGCAAUCUUUUGAUGCAGUUGUUACGGAUGUUGGACACAAUAUUAAGCUUACCAGAGGACGGGACUUACAGAAUGUGUUGAAGUUGCUGAAGCCCAGCGGCUUGGUUGUGGAGAACCUCAGUAACCCAGCCUAUGCAGCUGAUCAGCUCAUGUUGUACAAAGAGUUCCUGGGUGGAGCAGUCUCGGAGGAAGUCAGUGCUGGCAAUCACAUCCUCUUCGGGCGGAGCAAUGCGGCACCACCGACCAUCAUUGCGUGGAGUGGUCUUACUCGGCUUUUCCGCUUGGACGAUGCCGGAGAUGAAAUGAUGGAGGUCGAAGCCGGCGAGGGCCGGGACGGCCUCUUCGUAGCCGUACUAAGGAGCUCUGCCGAUGUCGGGCAUCAGCUGGAACUCCUGGUGUACACUGCCAUCAGAAAGCGCAAGCGCCUGCGAGUGGCUGCUGCAGUGCUGGAGCUGCAGACACCCUCGCAGGAUUCCGUGUCGUUCUACGACGACACGGGAAUAUACUGGGCCUUACAACUUGAGAAAACCGAAGAGUCAGUGCCACUUGCGCGGCUGCUGCUUGCAGCGAAGGCGGCCAGUUCCGGAGAAGUUGCCAUGGUCGAGCUGAAGUGUGCGGACACAGAGGCUGCACCUUGCUCCCUACGUUUGGCAGCAGUGUCGCACAGGAGCCUUCUGCAGUCCGAAACACAGGCCACAGUUCCGAGCACUUCUUCCUUCCCCCGCGAGCAGCUGGAGUCUGCUGAUGCCUGGUGGGGCUCAGGUGCUUCCCGCGCGUUGGAGGGGCAGCUCGCAGGUUCUGUCGCCCUCCUGGCGGUGCCACCAGGUUCCCAGGGCUCUCUUCGCUCCAGUGAUGACUCAGUGCUGUUGCUGGAGGUCGUUGCGGAAGGCCUGGCGGAGGCAGACCGUCCAGUCGAGAUCAACCAGGCACGAGGCAAAGCUCACUUUGUGGCCUCGCUGUCUCCGGCGGCGCCGGCGAAAGCACGCGGUGUGACAUUUGCCAGGCCCAAUGCCUGCCGCUUGCUGGCGCUGUUGAGCCUGGCUUGCGUCACGCCCGUUGAUAAGUUCCGACCGAGUUGCAUCCAGUGUCGCACCUGGGCUAGCUGCAUGGCUGAGCGUGCUCAGAGGGGCCGUGGUGUGGAAGCGGCGGUGCUAGCCUUGGAAGCCACUUUGUCUCGAGAUGACAUCAUCAUGAGCUUGGACGCCUACAAGCAUUUCGAUGAAAUGUCACCGGAGCUUUCUGUCGGGCUGUUGGAGCACGAAUUCACGAAUGCCUCCACCCGCAGUGGGCUCAGCAUGAACGCCAAAGGCGGGGAUGCCAACACAGAUGGUUGCAGCUUAGUGGUGCUGUUAAUUGUUCUCCCGUGGAUGCGACUCGGUGCCUCAAAGUUGCGCACGCUAUGGUUCCGAUGGCAGUGGUUUGCACGCACUGGAAACCGUCAAGGUUGUGCAGGGUUCCGCUGCAGGGGCUGCAUUGCAGCAGCUCGAUUUCGUAAGCGAGCUGGUGGCGUCAGAUCCUGCUGUUGCGCUUGGUGCUUGGGCUUGCUGGGGCUGGCGUACUCGGCUGGUCUCAAGGGAAACCUCAAGAAACUUGCUGCCGUGUGCAGGAUCCCGUGGAAGGCGUUGGUGCAAGGUGGCGUGCCGGCGUUGAGCUUCACUGACUCCGCGAAGGUGCUUGGAGAGGAUUUCGACGUCGGGGAGGUAGGCUUCACCUCAGCAAUGGCUCAUCCGGUUGGGGCUGCCAUUGACAUCAAUGGUGCUCAACCGGGCGAGCAAGAGUAUGGCUUCACCAUCUCGGGCAUCUCGGGUGCAGACUGGGAUGGCCGUGGCCGUGUGCUUGCCAACGCGGUGUGUACAGGAGAGCCCGAGGACACGAAACGACUUUCGGUCAAAGAGCGGAUGGCCAAGCUUGCGGCAGCUUCGCUGCCCCCCGGUGCCAUCGGCAUGAUGCCUUUGGCAGAGGGUGACGUUGACGAAAAGGUUAGCUCAAGCGGGAGACCGAAGGAAGCAAAGGAUCCCGUGCUUCCAGGUCCAGGUGUGUGCCCAAGCCCUCCCAGGCCUUCGCAUCCUGGGCCACUGCCUGUGAACCAAAGUGGUUUGCAAAGUGGACAUCCGUCCGCUGAGAUCAUCCGACAGUACUGGAGUGCGGUACAAGAAAGUGGCACUGCGCCCUUUGCAUACCUCGGAGCUCUCCCUUUUGUGCCUGGCCUCACACGAAUGCCAAUAGCACCGUCGGCUGUGCACUCCACUCAUGGUGCAGCUGCGAUCGCCGAAAUGGCGAAGGGCUUCAAUGCAGGACCUGUGCCGCCGAUGCCGACAGGUCCGACAGGUCCCGCUCUGGAGGCUCGGGUGCCUUUGAGCAGCGUGUCCAUGGGUGAGUUCAUGGCGUCCAUGCGCGAUCUGGUUAGAGCAGAAGCCACGCCAGAAGGCAGAGCGGCAGAAGCUCGAGAGACGAGCACGGGUCGCAGAUGCUUCGUUGAGAUAGAGCUUUGGUUGGAUUCCAUCACAUUUCCCACCGGAACUGAGAACAUGCCAACUUUCUUGUGUAAGUACCUAUGUCGUAGAGUGCAGCAACAGCAGUUGCUCGCCGACGGCGGCUUUGCAUAUGUCUAUGCUGGCCUUGAUGCGGAGACUGGCGAGAAGCUGGCCAUCAGGAAGGUGCUGCUCCAAGACAGAGAAACCUUGGAGAAAGCAAAGGUUGAGAUCGAGCUGCUCAACAGCCUUUGCGAUCAUCCGCAUGUAGUGCGAUUCCUCGGUGCUGAGGUAACACAAAGGGGCACUGCUAGCGAAGCGGUUUACUUGUUUGAGUUAUGUACUGGUGGCACGCUGUUUGAAAAAAUCGAUAGCAAGGUUGUGGCUGCGACCAAAUCCAAUGCCGAUCCGAUGCAAAACCAACCCGGUCACUGUCCCUGUCUUCCACAGGAUACAAUUUUGGAAGUACUUGGAGCCCUCGCCCAAGCCCUUGCUUAUCUCAGCCGGUUGGGUCUCAUUCAUUACGAUGUGAAAAGCGAGAACGUCCUCCUUGGCUCAGACAGUCUUUGGAAGUUGGGCGACUUUGGCUCUGCAAGCGAAAGAUCCUUCGACCUCGAGGGUGCGGACAAAAAGCUGCUGCUUGAUGCACAAGAAUUUAUUCAUGGCCGCUGCACACCCAUGUACAGAGCACCUGAACUGGCAGAUGUCUAUUUGAGAUGGAAAAUUGGGGCCAAGGUUGACAUGUUUGCGUUGGGAUGCAUUCUCUUCGCAGCUAUGACAGCACAGCAUCCAUUUUCCAUGGAAUCCACCUGCGCCAACAUCACAGCCAGCUAUCGAAUUCCCACAGAGGCUGCUGCGUCUUAUGCUCCAGCACUGCUCGGCUGGCUACGACGGUUGCUAGCUCGUGAGCCCUCAAAACGCCCUUCAGCUGUCCGUCUUGCAGCAGAGGUCGAGCGCUUCCGAAUCUUGGGAGAGGAUCCGAACGAAGAGAUGCUUCAACAAGAACGCAAGGAUCACAAGGAGCAGAACAGGGAGAGCAUCCCUGCAGAGGCAGCCUUCGCAGACUUUGCCACCUUCGCGCCAAUAGUGUCACUGCUGGAGGAGCAGCUUCGCUCAUCGAAGGUCCAUCAGGACCAGCUUCGGGAUGCCAUGCGCGCUCAGCACUCGCAGCUGGCUGACGCUCAGCAGCAGUUGCGGGAGCAGCUGCGGAUGGACGGAGAGCGGCAAAUGAGGGAGUGGGAGCUUGAUGCUGCAAAGCGAGCUGCGGAAGCUGAACUUCGCAAUGCAUCAGCGGAGGCUCAUCAACUUCGUCUCGAGCAGCGGUCAAUGCAGGAGCAGCUUGCAAUGGCGCUCGAGAGCCAGCAGCGUGCAGAGUGCACCGCAGCCGCAGCCGCUGGGAGUGCAGCCUCGUUGUCAGCAGCAGAGGCACGGCUGGCCGACCAAAACAGCAUGGUGACCACACUGAGGCAGCAGCUUGCAAUCUUGGCGGCUGCACGUGCUUCGGAGGCCAUUGCUGUGAGCAGGGGCGUGCUGGCUGUGGCAUACGUUGGUGUGUCCAGCAGCUUGCCGACCAAUCCGGGUGCGCUGGUCGCAGUCGAGGGCUUAUCGCAGCGCUUGCGCGCGGCAUGCCGGCAGUGUGGCCGCGUUCUCGAGCAGCAGCUGCAAUCUGCCCAUGAAAUUGCAUGGACGGAGUCCGGACCGUCCCCAUUGGACAUCGACUGGGAGGCUGUGGAGGCCAAGACUCUCCAGGAGCUGGGCUCCACUGCUUUGCCCGAUCUCGGGUCUGCGCCGAUGAAGGCAGCACCUGCUGCAGAGAAGCUGCUUCAAGACGAG
Messenger RNA from Symbiodinium necroappetens, 4806 nucleotides. The record is from the annotation of a GenBank genome assembly. NCBI's taxonomy places the organism in Eukaryota, Dinophyceae, Suessiales, Symbiodiniaceae.